Messenger RNA from Ochotona princeps (American pika), 607 nucleotides. Its product is annotated as ras-related protein M-Ras-like. Gene Ontology annotation, molecular function: GTPase activity; GTP binding; GDP binding. NCBI's taxonomy places the organism in Eukaryota, Metazoa, Chordata, Mammalia, Lagomorpha, Ochotonidae. The coding region runs from base 55 to 489 and encodes 144 amino acids. Gene Ontology annotation, biological process: signal transduction. The record is from RefSeq and is a predicted model, not a curated record. The transcript has a single exon. Gene Ontology annotation, cellular component: plasma membrane.
GAGGACUCGUACCUGAAGCACACAGAGAUCGACAACCAGUGGGCUAUCCUGGAUAUGCUGGACAUGGCCGGGCAGGAGGAGUUCAGCGCCAUGCGGGAGCAGUACAUGUGCACCGGGGAUGGCUUCCUCAUCGUCUUCUCCAUCACAGACAAGGUCAGCUUUGAGAACGUGGUCUGCUUCCACCAGCUCAUCCUCCGUGUCAAGGACAGGGAGUCAUUCCUGAUGAUCCUCGUGGCCAAAAAGGUGGAUCUGAUGCACUUGAGGAAAAUCACCAGGGAGCAGGGCAAGGAGAUGGCGGUCAAACACAAUAUUCCAUACAUAGAGACCAGCGCCCAGGACCCCCCUCUCAAUGUGGACAAAGCCUUCCAUGACCUCGUUAGAGUAAUCAGGCAACAGAUUCCGGAAAAAAGCCAGAAGGAGAAGAAGAAAACUAAAUGGCGGGGAGACCGGGCCACUGGCACCCACAAACUGCAGUGCGUGAUUUUGUGACAGGCCUGAGAUCCGGGGGUGCAGUGAUCAUGACCCGGCCAGUCCACAGGACCCCUCCACUGCCUAACUGCACUGAACACCAUCUCUAACCACCACCCUGGGCCCGAGGCCCCAGCAG